Molecule: messenger RNA, 2534 nt
Organism: Erigeron canadensis
Lineage: Eukaryota; Viridiplantae; Streptophyta; Magnoliopsida; Asterales; Asteraceae
Product: putative respiratory burst oxidase homolog protein H
Exons: 14
Coding region: 37-2532 (831 amino acids)
Cellular component (GO): plasma membrane
Molecular function (GO): peroxidase activity; NAD(P)H oxidase H2O2-forming activity; calcium ion binding
Source: RefSeq, a predicted model, not a curated record
AGAGGGGCUGAUCUUGAGAGCGUUGAGAUCGACCCGAUGGAUGGAAAAUCCCGGCCAUCUAAACGCAUCACCUCCAUAAAGGAUGAUGGGCACAAACCUGGCGGCUUGCUACCAAUGAUGAGCCGUACAUCUAGUAAGGCACCAUCUAUUCGGAAGAGGGCACCGCCACCGAGUAGUGGCCCACCUAAGAUGGGCCGGACAACGUCAAGUGCUGCCAAAGGGCUUAACAGCUUGCGGUUUCUUGAUAGAACCGUGACAGGAAAAGAAGGGGAUGCUUGGAGAGCAAUUGAGAGACGUUUCCAACAAUUUGCGGUUGACGGGAAGCUGCCUAGAGAUAAAUUUGGAAUUUGUGUUGGAAUGGGAGAUAGUAUUGAGUUUGCAGGUGAGUUAUAUGAUGCCAUGGCUAGGCGCAGGAAUAUAAAUGCCGAAGAUGGGCUUACCAGAGAACAAGUGAAAGAUUUUUGGGAAGAAAUGACCAAGAAAGACCUUGAUGCCCGGCUCAGUAUCUUCUUCGACAUGUGUGACAAGAAUGGAGAUGGUAUAUUAUCCGAGGAAGAGGUGAAAGAGGUACUUAUAAUGAGUGCUUCCGCUAACAAGCUUUCGAAUUUCAAGAACCAAGCCGGAACGUAUGCAGCUCUCAUCAUGGAUGAGCUCGACCCUGACCACCGGGGCUACAUUGAGAUGUGGCAACUUGAAAUCUUACUAACAGGCAUGGUACUAAAGACCAAUGGUGAUCAGACAAACCCAAAAUCAAAGAAUAAUACUAAAAAGAAUCAAGAUACAACUAAUCUAGCAUUGUCGAUGAUCCCACAAGAGUAUCGUAACCCUGUUAGCAGACGCAUAAACGAAGGGCUUGAAUUUUUACAAGAUAACUGGAAAAGACUAUGGGUAGUAACCGUCUUCAUCUUGAUUAACGCCUUACUUUUCGCAUGGAAAUUCCAUCAGUAUACUCUGUUACCAACGUUCCAAGUGAUGGGCUAUUGUGUAUGUUUGGCCAAGGCAGCCGGCGAGACUUUAAAGCUUAACAUGGCUCUUGUUCUGCUUCCGGUUUGCAGAAAAACACUAACUGGUUUAAGAGAAACAUGGCUAGGCAAACUUUUACCAUUUGAUGAUAAUAUCAACUUCCAUAAACUUAUCGCGGGUGCAAUUGUGAUUGGAACUAUAAUUCAUACCGUUGCUCAUAUGGCUUGUAACUUUGUAAGGAUUAGCAGUUGUCCGCCAGACACUUUUGAACGUAUUUAUGGAAAUUUGCUACCGGCACAGCCAUCCUACACGGAUCUAUUACUAACAGUACCAGGAUUUACGGGCAUAAUCAUGGAUAUAUUGAUGUUCUUUUGUUUUCUACUAGCAACACAUGCAUUUAGGAGAAAUGUGAUUAAUUUGCCAUGGCCAUUAAAUCAUUUAGCCGGUUUUACUUCCUUUUGGUAUGCUCAUCAUCUUCUGAUUAUCGUGUACAUCUUGUUGAUCCUUCAUGGUUACUUCCUAGUCUUCGCCACUUUUUGGUACAGAAAAACAACAUGGAUGUAUCUUGUGGUCCCAAUGUUAUGUUACGCAACCGAAAGAGUUCUUACUUCCUAUGAUCAUAACUACAGGGUUAAUAUCGUGAAGGCUAUUAUUUACACGGGGAACGUGCUAGCGCUCUAUAUGAGCAAACCUAAUGGAUUCAGAUACAAGAGUGGGAUGUACCUAUUCGUUAAAUGUCCAACUAUAUCAGGUUUUGAAUGGCAUCCAUUUUCUAUAACUUCUGCACCUGGAGAUGACUAUUUAAGUGUACAUAUUCGUACGUUGGGAGACUGGACAACAGCCCUUAAAAAUGAAUUCGAAAAGGCCUGUGAGCCUCCACCACAAAAACCUCAAGUCGGUGCUUCUGCUUCACGAGCUGUUAGAGGAAACCUCGUCAGAUUAGAAACUAAAGCAAAUGUUAACGUUCCUGUAGAGGAAGCACAAGCCAUAUAUCCUAAAAUCAUAAUCAAAGGACCAUAUGGAGCACCAGCUCAAGAUUACAGGAAAUAUGACAUUCUAUUACUAAUUGGUUUGGGAAUUGGAGCAACUCCAUUCAUUAGCAUUCUCAAAGAUCUCCUAAACCACCAAAGAGAAGCAGGUGUUGAAGUAAAAGUUCCGGAUCGAGCCUACUUCUAUUGGGUGACAAGAGAACAGGGAUCAUUUGAAUGGUUCAAGGGAGUUAUGGAUGAUAUCGCAGAGUAUGAUAAAAAUAAUAUAAUUGAAAUGCAUACCUACUUAACAUGUGUUCAUGAAGAAGGGGAUGCACGGUCUGCACUGAUCGCAAUGGUGCAGUCUCUGCAACAUGCCAAAAACGGAGUUGAUGUUGUCUCUCAAAGUCGGAUAAGAACACAUUUCUCAAGACCUAACUGGAAGAGGGUAUUCUCUACUUUGGCAACCAACCAUGAUUCAGCAACAGUUGGUGUUUUCUAUUGUGGAAGCCAAACGCUCGUCAAGUCACUAGAAAGUCUUGCCAAAGAAUUUACAGUAGAAACCGACACUCGCUUUGAUUUCCACAAGGAGAACUUCUAAUG